This is a messenger RNA of Salarias fasciatus (jewelled blenny), 1059 nucleotides long. RefSeq names its product coiled-coil domain-containing protein 89. The record is from RefSeq and is a predicted model, not a curated record. The transcript is spliced from 7 exons. NCBI's taxonomy places the organism in Eukaryota, Metazoa, Chordata, Actinopteri, Blenniiformes, Blenniidae. Bases 1 to 1059 code for a protein of 352 amino acids.
AUGGAGAUUCCUCAGACGAAUACAGAGACAUUUAUGAAGAUAGAGGGCAGCUGUGUGGAGCAUAUGGACGGUGUUCAGAAGCUACCGGAGAAACUUACGGCCGCAGAUGAUGCGACAGAAAGAAAGAUGCUGCGGUCCAGGAUAGACGAACAGUCGAGUUUGAUUUGCAUGCUGAAACAGAGAUCAGACGAGACGCUGCUGCGAAGUCAAGCCCUGCAGAAAAUCAACACCGAGCUCGAAGCCCGAGCUACACACUGCCAAAGAGAACUGGACGGCAAAAGGAAGAAAACCGAGACGUUAGAGAGAAGAUUCAGAGAUUUAGCUGCCAGUAAUCAAUCAAUCAUUGCUUUCAUGGAGGAACACAAGAAGCAGAAUGCACAGUUUAGGCUGGAAAAUCAGCAGCUCAAGUUGGAAAAUGACUCCCUUUUCUCUCAAAAACUACAAGAUAAAGAAGAGUUGGUUCAAAAACUCAGGCACGACAUCAAACUGCUGACGGAGGAGUACGCCAGCAAAGAAGUCCAAUACUGUCAGAAAUUAGCUGAAAUGGAGUCAAGACAUCUGGAACAAGCAGCUCAGCAUAAAACCAAAGAAGCUUCUUUACUUGAUCAACUGCAAGAUGCUCAUCAAAAGCACACAAAUGCUGUGGCGCUCUGCAAAGAUUUGAGGAAGACGCUACAAGAGACUAAAGAACAGCAUGGAGCCAAGGAGCUCAGCAUGACAGAAAGCUUAGAUAACCUCACCAAAGAGAAGGACAAAUUACUGCAUCUUUCCAUGGAAAGAGGCAAAGUAAUUCAGGACAAACAAGAGGAAAUCGAGCAGCUGGAGGCGAAAUGGAAAGAAGAAAAGAAGGCUCGGGUCAAGGCACAGGACAGGUUUGAAAACGAAGCAGAUGCAGUCAACAAAGAUGCCAAAGUUAAUUCUCUGCAGUCUGCUCUCGAUGAAUCGAUGAAAAAGAUUGAAAAUCUUAACAAGGAUUUGAACGCCCUCCAGGAGCACAGCAACCUUCUUCUCACACAGGAAAGGGAGCUGAAUAAGAAACUCCGCCAUCUGAUACUCUAA